AUGUUAUUCUACUUUUCACUGGCGAUCCCAUUCUUCGGGGUUUUCGCCUUCAUCACCUAUGCCGCCCUCCUUCUCGCCUUCUACGCCCUGACCUACUACAAGCCCUUACCCGACACCUGCGUCGACUGUCUCCAAUGUGGCAACUAUAUGCUUCAGGCCGGCCUCUUGAAAUGGCUAUGGAACUGCUUCCUCCUCUUCGUCAUUCUUGGAGUGUCUUGGUACGUCUGGACCGGGCAUUCCACGCCUAGGCUACAGUUCUCGGAAGGGAUAGCGUGGAUCGUCAGAAGAUGCCAUACACUGAGGAAGGGCUUUUGGCCGACCUUUGGGGCCUUCGACGGCCACAGUCAGUCGACCAUGUUUGCAUUCUGGCCCGGAAUGUCCCUGGCGCUGAGGAGGGACACGGUGGAGUUCGAAAGAGAGGAUUUGACCCUAGAGGACGGCGGCACUAUCGCGCUAGAUUGGUCAGUGGAGUCUGAGGACGUCCCUGAAGAUGCGCCCAUCCUAAUCCUCCUACCUGGAGUAGUAGGUGAGUCUCACAACCCCUAUAUGAAGUCUCUGAUCCACUAUUGUCGUUGUCGUCGGAAGUGGCGAUUUGUAUGUAAGAAUUGGCGCGGCUUUGGUGACUCGGAACUCACAGACGAGAAGCAAGUCCCCGAAGCAUGGGACGCACGCAGCGUAAAUGAUCUGUAUCAAUGUAUUCAGCAUAUCCAUAAAAGAUAUCCUCAAGCCAAGGUGCUUGGUUGUGGCUUCUCUCUAGGAGCUAGUACUAUGUCGUCUCUUGUGGGCUACUACAAGGAGGAGCUCAAGGGUAUCGUCGCAGGGGUGGUGUGCAUCUCUGGGCCGUGCUCCUACGAGACUGCCCUCAACCGUAUGUACCAUCUCAAGCCUCUACCCUAUGAUUGGAUCAACAUGAGUGUCCUGUGGAAGAACAUGAAAAAGUAUGUGGAAAGUCCCGAGUCGAGGUGGCGAGACACCUUGGGUGACAAGCAGUUGAUGUUGAUUGACGAGGUUAUGUCUCAGCGGCAAAGUGCCAAGGAAUUUUAUAACAUGUUAUUGCCGGCCAACGCUUGGGUUUGGCACAACCUUGUGACGAUCAAAUUCCUCGGGUAUAAAACAGUAGAGGAGUACGCCCGUGAGAUGAGCCUUUACGGGCUGAAGGCGCUCUCGAUGAUAGAGACGCCGACACUACUACUGUAUGCUGAUGAUGAUCCAGUAGUACCGCCUUACUCGACAUGGGAAUAUGAGGCUGAAGCCAAGGACAGUGCAGGCUGUGUUGUGGCUAGAUGCCCUCGGGGUGGCCAUUGUGGCUUCUUUAGUGGUAGUAAAGGUUAG
This is a messenger RNA of Perkinsus marinus ATCC 50983, 1332 nucleotides long. RefSeq names its product Abhydrolase domain-containing protein, putative. The coding region runs from base 1 to 1332 and encodes 443 amino acids. The transcript has a single exon. NCBI's taxonomy places the organism in Eukaryota, Perkinsozoa, Perkinsida, Perkinsidae. Gene Ontology annotation, molecular function: short-chain carboxylesterase activity; monoacylglycerol lipase activity. The record is from RefSeq and is a predicted model, not a curated record.